UUGAACUUGCACGUUCUUGAGCCAAGCAAGGCUGGAUCUUACCGAGCCACCAACCACCUUCGUGCUUUUUUUAUCUCUAUUUAACACAUUCUCUUCUUCUUCUUCUUUCUCCCAUCCAUCUGCUUCAUAGCAGGCAUUAAGCAUAUCCUCUGCAGCCUCUUCCACGGCAUCUCCUUCGAACCAGAGCAGAAAUGGCGAUGCUGAGAGCUCUGGCGGCGGCCAUGACCGUGGCGGCCUUUUUUGAGAUGGCAUUGUGCGUCAACUACAACGUCGCCUGGGAUCUCUCAACUAACUACACGCACUGGGUCUCCGGCAAGACAUUUCGCAUCGGGGAUACUCUGACUUUCAAAUACCCGCCGACGACCCACGACGUGGUGGAGGUGGACAGCACCGGCUACAGCGCGUGCAACGCGGGCACUUCGACAGCUAGUGCGACGGGCAACACAGAGAUCAGACUCACCGCCACCGGCAAACGAUACUUCAUCUGCGGAAUUCCCACCCACUGCAGUCAGGGAAUGCAACUCGAGAUCGACGUCGUUCAUGCCAUGGGCGAGACCUCCCCGCCGAGCAGCUCUCCACCAUCUCCUGUUUCUGACUCCACUUCCCCAGCGCAGGCACCAGCGUCCUCUACCCCACCGCCCUCGCCACUAAACGUGCCCUCGCCACCGAACGAGGCGGUGCCCGGCAGCAUUACUGGAGAGGCCAAGUUGACUCUCGGAUUGGGUCUGGCAACGGUCAUGGUGGCUUUAGGCCUAUAGAUUUAAAUUUCUUCAUCCAAUUUCUGCUGGUUAAGGUUUUAUUUCUUGAUGGAUUAUACUGUUGCCAUGGGUUUUGUAUGGAUAUUGCAAUAUUUGUAAUCUUGACCAUGAAAUAAACAAAAAUGAUUC
Messenger RNA from Zingiber officinale, 887 nucleotides. RefSeq names its product uclacyanin-3-like. The transcript has 2 exons. The record is from RefSeq and is a predicted model, not a curated record. NCBI's taxonomy places the organism in Eukaryota, Viridiplantae, Streptophyta, Magnoliopsida, Zingiberales, Zingiberaceae. Gene Ontology annotation, molecular function: electron transfer activity. Bases 192 to 758 code for a protein of 188 amino acids. Gene Ontology annotation, cellular component: plasma membrane.